Messenger RNA from Dreissena polymorpha, 582 nucleotides. RefSeq lists its product as uncharacterized. Lineage: Eukaryota; Metazoa; Mollusca; Bivalvia; Myida; Dreissenidae. Bases 1 to 582 code for a protein of 193 amino acids. The record is from RefSeq and is a predicted model, not a curated record. The transcript is spliced from 3 exons.
AUGGAAGAUCUUAUUUACUAUGCAGGUGCAAAGUAUGUGUCUUACCGGAAGGGCUUUAGAAAGCUGCUGCAUCAAGAGCUGAUGUCAGGUUGUUACGACAUAUUGUACCUGCAUCUUGGCUCUAACGAUGUUUGCUGCAAAGAUAGCAAUUUUUACCGUUGUGUGACAGAGAUCCUUGAUGUUGUAUUCAGUGUGUGCACUGAAAUACACGUGGUGCUUUGCGAGAUUCUUCCACGUGAUUUUGAUGUGAGAAUGUUUCCCCGAUGGCCACUCUCAGGGGCACAGUUGAGGAACUACUGCCAGUGGAUAAGGAGCGCAAACAGCAUGCUGUGGGAACUGAGUCACCAUGUGCCUUCUGUGAGAUACAUGGACUAUGAAGCAACUAAACAGAAGUCCCUGUACUUGUCCCAUGAUGGACUACAUCUGAGUGCUGAAGGGGCUAGAAGGUGUUUAGCAUCCAUACAGGACAACCUGCCAAACCAGCUGUGUGUGGAGGCUGCUGUUCAAGAUCCUACAGAAUGGCCAGCUCUCUCAGCCACGGAAGUACCGGUUCAGGAGCAUGACAGCCGUAAGCAAAUGUGA